Morchella sextelata is the source of this 1206-nucleotide messenger RNA. RefSeq lists its product as uncharacterized. The record is from RefSeq and is a predicted model, not a curated record. The transcript has 3 exons. The coding region runs from base 1 to 1206 and encodes 401 amino acids. NCBI's taxonomy places the organism in Eukaryota, Fungi, Ascomycota, Pezizomycetes, Pezizales, Morchellaceae.
AUGUCGCCAGUUGAAUAUUGUUCAGAAAGAGAAAAGACUAUCCAUCCGCAGACCACCGACAAAGUUUUCCGUUGUUGUGGAGAACGGGUACCACCACAUUUACUUCUACCAGUCUCCCGUAAUUCAACAAAAGUCAAAAGGGAACCAAUAAAAACUACAGCCGGUGGUUCAGCCUCUGCACCGUCAACAGAAACCAGGCCAAAUAGAAGAGAUAAAGGGAAGGGUAAAGCCUCACAAAAUAUUGAAACAAUUCUUCUUCUUUCCAGCCCGACAAACUCACCAGAGAGGAUUGUCAAAACAGGUCAGUUAACAGCCCGUCAGAUUGUGGAACUUUACCGUCAAGGCUCAAUUAGUAAAACUUCUACAGAAUCGAAAAAACAGAACUCAACAUUUGGUUUAGUGCCUGCCCUCACAUCACCAGCCCCCGCCAGCAGACAAAGUACUCUCAAAAUUACAGCUAGAGAUUCCCGCAAGUUAGUCAUAUACGUUGGCUCUUUAGAUGAUAAAUGGAGUUCAUACAAGAAUAUAGGUGUAUCAUCAAAGAUAUUUGAGGACUUAGAUGAGCUCAUUAUCGAUCACUCUGAUUUUGCUUUCAGUCUCUUGAGCUCCUCUCCUAAUUGGCAGGAUGCUAUCACCGCAGAGUCAUUAGAUAUACAUCAAGUCCUUGUUGCAACGCAUUUCCACCCCAAAGAUGGACCCCAUAGGUUGGAGGUCAGGAGCAAGCCAAUAACAGUUAGAGAUUUUCUGAUGGAUUUUCCUGGAGGGCCGUCUACCAAAAUUGUUUUGGUAGUCAAAUACCAAACAGAAGAACAACGGGCAAUCAGGAUCAAAAAAGAGAAGGAGGAAACACAAGAGUUUCUCACUGCUGUACGGGCAAGAAGAGACAGGUUUGAUUCACCAGCGGUUAUCAAAAAGGAGCUUUCUAUGAGAGUAGGAGAAAAGGCACCUUCCCCAGAAGACGAACAUUUUACCAGUGAUCCCCCAUUGCCAUCUACUCCUACAUUAAAAAGAGAUUCAACGGCUUUGACUCCUGAUCUACCUGAGGAGUCAAAUUGUUUACUUAGCUCUCCCCAUUUAGAGUCCUCUCCGUCACCAAUUGGUAAAGAUAUUCCUUCAAUACUAUUUGAAGGGAAUGCUAUACAAGAGAUCAGAAAAUCUAAUCGGCAGCCAAAGAAGAGGAGGAGAUUAUAUGAGGAUAGUGAUUAA